Molecule: messenger RNA, 3387 nt
Organism: Gavialis gangeticus (Gharial)
Lineage: Eukaryota; Metazoa; Chordata; Crocodylia; Gavialidae
Gene: TBX15
Product: T-box 15
Exons: 8
Coding region: 167-1972 (601 amino acids)
Biological process (GO): regulation of transcription by RNA polymerase II; cell fate specification; positive regulation of DNA-templated transcription
Cellular component (GO): nucleus
Molecular function (GO): RNA polymerase II cis-regulatory region sequence-specific DNA binding; DNA-binding transcription factor activity, RNA polymerase II-specific
Source: RefSeq, a predicted model, not a curated record
GGGAGGGGAAAAGAUGCACUGCAGCCUGGGCCCCUCUGAGCCCGUGCCCCGCACAGCUCCCACCGCGGCGCGCCCCAUGUAGCUCCUUCCCGGCGCGGGCUGGGGGAGAGGGCGAGCCGCUCUGCCGCUGCUUGCUCGCCCGGCGGAGGGCUGCGCUGCGGGUAAGAUGAGCGAGCGGAGAAGGUCGGCAGUGGCCCUCAGCUCCCGAGCGCACGCCUUCUCGGUGGAAGCCUUGAUUGGGACGAAUAAAAAGAGGAAGCUGCGGGACUGGGAGGACAAGGGCCUGGACCUGUCCAUGGAAAGCCUCAGCCCCGGCGGCCAGCUGGGUGAGAAUGAAGACCCGACGCCGUGCCUGGAUCUCCAUCCUGAUUCAGAGCAGAGUACUGGUUCAGACACAGAAGUGCUGGCGGAGAGAACAUCCUGCUCAUUUGGCUCCCAUUCUGACCUCACCUCUGGUGGCUCAGGUCCCCAGCCACCUCCUCCUUCCUCCAUGGAGGAGAUCCAAGUAGAGCUGCAAUGUGCUGACCUUUGGAAGAGGUUUCAUGACAUUGGGACUGAGAUGAUCAUCACUAAAGCAGGCAGGAGAAUGUUUCCAGCCAUGAGAGUGAAAAUUACAGGCCUGGACCCCCAUCAGCAAUAUUACAUAGCCAUGGACAUUGUGCCUGUGGAUAACAAAAGAUACAGGUAUGUGUACCAUAGCUCCAAAUGGAUGGUGGCUGGCAAUGCUGACUCCCCAGUACCCCCACGGGUAUACAUCCAUCCUGACUCACUGGCUUCGGGAGAUACCUGGAUGAGGCAAGUGGUCAGUUUUGAUAAACUCAAACUGACCAACAACGAGCUUGAUGAUCAAGGCCAUAUAAUACUACAUUCAAUGCACAAGUACCAGCCCCGAGUUCAUGUGAUCCGUAAGGAUUUCAGCAGUGAUCUGUCUCCUACAAAACCAGUGCCUGCAGGUGAUGGGGUGAAAACUUUCAACUUCCCUGAGACUGUCUUCACAACAGUGACAGCAUACCAAAAUCAACAGAUUACCAGAUUAAAAAUUGACCGAAAUCCUUUUGCUAAAGGAUUCAGAGAUUCUGGGAGAAACAGAACUGGCCUGGAGGCCAUUAUGGAAACAUAUGCAUUCUGGAGGCCCCCUGUGCGCACCCUCACCUUUGAAGAUUUCACUACCAUGCAGAAACAGCAAGGGGGCAGCACAGGUACCUCUCCAACAACCUCCAGCACCGGGACUCCAUCACCCUCAGCUUCUUCUCAUCUUCUCUCUCCAUCCUGCUCUCCUCCAACCUUUCAUCUGGCCCCCAAUACUUUUAACGUGGGCUGCCGGGAGAGCCAGCUGUGUAACCUUAACCUGUCUGAUUAUCCCCCAUGUGCCAGAAGCAAUAUGGCUGCCUUACAGAGUUACCCUGGGCUGAGUGACAGCGGGUACAAUCGGCUGCAAAGUGGCACUGCUUCUGCCACUCAGCCCUCAGAAACUUUCAUGCCUCAGAGGACUCCAUCCUUGAUCUCAGGAAUGCCAACUCCAUCCUCACUGCCUAGCAAUGGCAAGAUGGAAGCCUAUGGUGGCCAACUGGGGUCCUUCCCAACCUCUCAGUUUCAGUAUGUCAUGCAAGCAGGCAACCCUGCCUCCACCUCUUCUUCUUCACAUAUGUUUGGUGGUGGCCACAUGCAACAGGGCUCCUACAAUGCCUUCUCCCUUCACAACCCUUACAAUCUGUAUGGAUACAAUUUCCCUGCCUCCCCUCGGCUGGCAGCAAGCCCAGAGAAACUGACCACCCCCCAAAGCACUUUACUCUGUUCCUCCCCUUCCAAUGGGGCUUUUGGAGAGAGGCAAUAUCUUUCAACAGGGAUGGAUCAUGGGAUGCACAUGAUCAGCUCCCCACCCAGCAACCAGCAAACAGCCAAUGCCUGUGAUAACAGGCAGUAUGGGGCUGUUCAGGGUUCCUCCUCACAGAUGUCUGUGCACAUGGUUUAACCAGCAAGCUGUCUCCUUGGAAUCACAGACGACAAGACUUUGUUGUCUCCCCAGUUGACCCCGCCCCAAUACUAUUUUGCCUUUAAACUUAUAGUGGAACUAGUUUGUUAAUGAUAUAUGAAGAUACAGGUCAUCCAAAUACAAACCAAAGAACCCCAUGGAAAGCCCCAACCUGACAGCCACUGCCACUCAUUGUAAUCCAAGGCCUUAGCAUCUGGAAUGGAGCAUCUAUUCCUAAUGAACAUGAUACAGAAAAGGGCAUUGUUUAAGAGAAGCCAGAGUGAAGCAUAAAAAAAAACUAAUACAUGGUACAUGCAUUUACUGUCAAUGAGCAUGAACUCUGGUUGUUGAAGGAAUCUUGUAUGUGUGUUCUGUCCUUCUAUGUCCAAGGAAGGAUGCCACUAAAGAAUUCAUGACACAAAGCUGCGCUGCCCAUGCAAGGCCAUCUUUUUCAAGGCCUCCUCCCCCCUUGACUAUCUUUUGCUGCCUGAGUGGUUUAACAAUAACAACCUCAAAAGUUAAUACAAGUCCUGCGGCUCCCUCUCCCCACUGUAGUAAAAGAACUUCAUGGCUGAACUGGAACUUCUCUUCCUUAAGAGAUUUUUACUUUUUGACUCUGGCUGUGCCUGACAGGCAAUGUCUUUGCAUAGGUCAAGCUCUCAAAGUGCCAAGCCUGCAUAAAGAGAGAGAGAGAGAGAGAGAAAGAAAAAGAGAGUGAAGCUGUACCACACAAUGGAACCUCUCUGCCCUAUGUAGGGAUCCAUGUUCAGAAUGCUGCAUAAGGGAAGAGGGGUCUCAGUGCUGUGCCUUCUGUUGAUGUUACUCAGAGCAAUAAAGAAACUAUAGACUGUGCUUGGAAUAUAUCUGUCUGCAGAACAUUCAGCUCAACAGGAGGAGAAUCUCCAGACUGAGCAUAUGGUGAACGGUAGAAAGAAGAGGGGAUCUGUUCUCCUGCAGACCCCAGAUGUACAAUAUGGCUGACCUCAGCCACCUUGCAUGUACAAGUUGCCAUAGAAAACCAUGCAGGUAUUUUCUGUCCUCCAGCCUGCUAUUUGAUCUCUGUUUUACCAAAUAGAUCAUUGACUUGUUAAUUUUUUUUUUCUUUUCUGUUUUUUUUCUUCUUUAAAAAAAAAGAAAACAAUUGUAGCUUGGUGCAAUCUAAGCAUUUAAGUUGUGUGAAAAUGCAAAUACCAAGUAACAGAAUACAGAUAUUAUUAAGAUUUGUUUUGAGGUGUUGUAGAUAAAUGUAUUUAUGUGCCUAGUGGGGGAUUCAAUACUAUGAGUAUAAAAGAGGGCAAUAAAAAUGGUAUGUAAAAUAUGUAUGAAGAGAAAGGUGUAUAAAGAUUUGCCCUAUGCACGGAACUUUGUUUCUAAGUGCCAAGCACAAAAGCGCUAAAUAAAUCUUUGCAAUUGUU